AUGAUUGUGCAGCGCUUUGCCAGGCCGCUUGACACAGCAGGGAGCUUCGGGGACAAGACCUAUGAGUGGAGCUCGGAGGAGGAGGAGUCCGUGAGGAAGGCAGGGCCGGUGCAGGUCCUCAUCGUCAAGGAUGACCACUCCUUUGAGCUGGACGAGGCGGCGCUCAACCGCAUCCUGCUCUCCGAGGCCGUCAGAGAUAAGGAGGUGGUGGCUGUAUCCGUGGCCGGAGCUUUCCGGAAAGGGAAGUCGUUCCUCAUGGACUUCAUGCUGCGCUACAUGUACAACAAGGACGCCGUGGACUGGGUGGGAGAUGACAACGAGCCGCUGACCGGGUUCUCCUGGAGGGGAGGGUCCGAGCGGGAGACGACCGGCAUUCAGAUAUGGAGCGAGGUUUUCCUGGUGGACAAGCCCGACGGUACCAAGGUGGCGGUGCUGCUCAUGGACACGCAGGGCACCUUCGACAGCCAGUCCACCCUGCGCGACUCGGCCACCGUGUUCGCCCUCAGCACCAUGAUCAGCUCCAUACAGGUGUACAACUUGUCGCAGAACGUGCAGGAGGACGACCUGCAGCACCUGCAGCUCUUCACCGAGUACGGCCGCCUGGCCAUGGAGGAGACCAGCCUGAAGCCCUUCCAGUCCCUCAUCUUCCUCGUGCGCGACUGGAGCUUCCCCUACGAGUUUUCCUACGGCUCGGACGGCGGCGCCAGGUUCCUGGAGAAGCGCCUCAAGGUCUCGGGCAACCAGCACGAGGAGCUGCAGAACGUGCGCAAGCACAUCCACUCSUGCUUCUCCAGCAUCUCCUGCUUCCUGCUGCCCCAUCCCGGCCUCAARGUGGCCACCAACCCCAACUUCGACGGCAAGCUCAAAGAGAUUGACGACGAGUUCAUCAAGAACCUGAAGGUUUUGAUCCCCUGGCUGCUGCGGCCCGAGAGCCUGGACGUCAAGGAGAUCAACGGGAACCACAUCACGUGCCGAGGCCUCGUGGAGUAUUUCAAGGCCUACAUCAAGAUCUACCAAGGCGAGGAGCUGCCGCACCCCAAGUCCAUGCUGCAGGCCACCGCCGAGGCCAACAACCUGGCGGCCGUCGCCACGGCCAAGGACACCUACAGCCGGCGCAUGGAGGAGGUGUGCGGCGGGGACAAGCCCUUCCUGGCGCCCAGCGACCUGCAGAGCAGGCACGCGGAGCUCAAGGAGGAGGCCGUGAAGCUCUUCCGCGGCGUCAAGAAGAUGGGCGGCGAGGAGUUCAGCCGGCGCUACCUGCAGCAGCUGGAGGCCGAGAUCGACGAGCUCUACAUCCAGUACAUCAAGCACAACGACAGCAAGAACAUCUUCCACGCCGCCCGCACGCCGGCCACCCUCUUCGUGGUCAUCUUCAUCACCUACGUGAUCGCCGGCGUGACGGGCUUCAUCGGCCUGGACAUCAUAGCCAGCCUGUGCAACAUGAUCAUGGGCCUGACGCUCAUCACGCUCUGCACCUGGGCCUAUAUCAGAUACUCUGGGGAGUACAGAGAACUGGGCGCCGUAAUAGACCAAGUGGCCGCCGCGCUGUGGGACCAGGGAAGCACAAACGAGGCGUUGUACAAACUGUACAGUGCAGCGGCAACUCACAGACACUUGUAUCAUCACGCCUUCCCCGCGCCGAAAGCGGAGGCUGCUGAGGGCUCGGAGAGGAAGAAGAUGUGAGCGGGAGCYGGGGGGCCGCUGGCCGAGGGGCUCUCGGCGGCGUCGCCUUCCCGCGGCCCCGCGCGAGGCCGAAGACCAGACCCCGCGGCGGCCGGUUCAACACGUUCACGUUCCUUCGACGACACGCUCUGUGAUGGGAAGAUGUAGGCAUGGUUCUUGUUUUGUUAAUAUGUACAUACGUCUUUUGCUGCAAAUACCAAGUGCUUUUAAUUUGCACUGUCGAGUGGAAUGCCCAGCUAAUUUAUGAAAACUGGUUUUUGUCCUUUGAUUAGUAUGAGUUCGUUAAUGAUUUCAUGGUCACGUACAUGAUGCUGCAACAAAAUACAGGCAGACCUAGUGUUAUUCAAAGGGCAACUUAUUUUCCAAUACUUGAUCAAGUGCAACAUGUAAUCAAGGUUUUUCGUCAAUUAACUUUAGCUCAUAUCUGCCAUGAGCUGCUUAAUUACAUCACUGUAAUCAAAAGGAAAAAGUAUUAACUUGSUUUACCAGGAAUUGUAAGGACACUUCUGCUACAGUAUAUUAAUGAUAUUGUAAGGAAAGCGUACAUUUCUGUUCAUAACUAAUGCACAAAAUAUCACUUUGUACAUGUAUUUGAGAACGUUUCACUGCCUUUCUGUAUAUAUUCAUUAUAGCGCAUAGAGURUGC
This is a messenger RNA of Nothoprocta perdicaria, 2329 nucleotides long. RefSeq names its product atlastin GTPase 1 (gene ATL1). Gene Ontology annotation, biological process: protein homooligomerization; endoplasmic reticulum organization. Gene Ontology annotation, molecular function: GTP binding; GTPase activity. The record is from RefSeq and is a predicted model, not a curated record. Bases 1 to 1683 code for a protein of 560 amino acids. The transcript is spliced from 14 exons. NCBI's taxonomy places the organism in Eukaryota, Metazoa, Chordata, Aves, Tinamiformes, Tinamidae.